Molecule: messenger RNA, 591 nt
Organism: Suillus plorans
Lineage: Eukaryota; Fungi; Basidiomycota; Agaricomycetes; Boletales; Suillaceae
Exons: 1
Coding region: 1-591 (196 amino acids)
Source: RefSeq, a predicted model, not a curated record
AUGUCAGUAACUCCCGAUGACGGCAACCUCAUGUAUUUUGUGGGGCACGGGCGCAACAUUCUUAUCAACAGCCCUGAGAACAGCGAUGACACCCACCUCGUCUCUCGCGACCAGCUGAAGCUAUUUAUCGCGUACUCCCACACCCUCCAUAACAAAUCUCCUCGAGCGUGUCCACCCGGCCCCCUGGGCUAUGACUUCUUCAUGCAUGUGUUCAACAGCGAGGGACUGCAUUCAUCUGCAUCCUAUCUGGACGAGUCAGGCACUGUCGUCAGCAAUGGGGCCUUGCCCAAACUCUCAGACAUCAUUGGAGAGGUAGAGGAGGAGGACAUUAGCUUGUCAUCCACCCGCAUGGCACAGGUGGAACAAAUGGUCUGGCACACGGCUCUGAGCGCUUCCCAUCAGCGGGAGAAGAUGGAGAUGCGUCGUGCUGGACAGAGGAAGGAAAAGAACUUCGGACGUAAGCAGACACAGAAGGUCAAUAAAAAGGGUCUGGGGAAGAUCAGGAAGGAAUCUGACCUGCCCACUACAUAUCCCUCAGUGGGGCCCUCAACCAUUGGAACAGCAGAAGAAGCUAUGGCUGUGACGGACUGA